UCCUCUUCUCCGACAUCGUCGGUGGCAAUGGCAACACAGUGCUCUUCCUCCUUUUUACUUCCUCUAUUUCUCUUUCUCCCUUUUCCCAUGGCGUGAUCUUCAAUUAGGCAGCAUCGCCUUCAUGGUGCAAGGAAUGUGGCAUGAGGGGACUCGGAUCUAUAUUUGCUCACUGUCGCGAACCCAGAUCUGUGUUCUAACACUUCACUUUCCCUCAAAUAUGAGGCAUUAUCCCCAAUCUCCUCAGUAAGCCGUCUAUCUCUAGGUUCCCUUUCUUUUAUUUUGUAUUUUGAAAUGGAGGGGUUCUUUGGAUCUUGUUGAUCGGGAGGAUUGAGUCUAGUGAUGACACAGCAGAGGACGGAAGUUUAGGUUUGAAUAGUGGAGGGAGGGUGAUGGUAGAGUAGAGAAGGGACGGCGAUGACAUGAGCUGAAGAGUGUUGGUUUUUGGAAGGGAUUUUAUCUUUCUCACCUAUAGAUUUAGGUUUUAGGAGCCAAGUUGGUGCUUAUCUUAGAACCCAAGUUCUCCAAUGAACCCACUGAUUUGGAUAUAUUUUUAUGGGGCUGCAAAUUAUGUCUUAACCGAAAUUGGAGAUUGAGUUUCCUUAAAGGUCUUCUUUUCUUGUACUUUUUUGUGAAUGAAUUCGUGAUUUUUAAUCAAAUUUCAAAAUUGAGUUUCCUGGCUCUUCAAUGAACCCAUAGAUUUGGAUUUUAAGUUUCAUUACAAACCCGAAAACCUUUGCUAGAGACGAAGCGCUCAGCAUCGGAGAUGGAUGGGUUGAGAAGAGGAGUUGAGUUGAGCCUGAUAGUUUUCCCCUUUUUUAAUCGUAAGUUUUUUUUUUUUUUUUUUUUUUUUUUUUUUUUUUUUUUUUUUUUCUGUUUAAGUUUAAUUGGACUUAAACAUAAUUAAUGCUUUAAAUUUUAAAUUAAUUACUUUAAUUUGUGAAUUAAUAGGGGUUACUAUUUAGUGUUUUUCCGAGCAGUGGUAACGGGUUUUCCUCUUAGGUUUCUCUUUGACAGAGGGGUUUCUUCAUCCCUCUUUUCUUCUUAUCCCUCCCCCUCCUCUUGAUCUCCUCUUUCAUCUUGUAGCUAUCUUGCUUUGCAAACUCCAAUCCAAGGAACUGUAAUGACUUUUUGGGUUUUUUAGGGUUUAUACUAAUAGACUUAUUUAGUCUAUAUAAUGAUUGUAAAUUCAAUCUUUGGUUAUGGAUAGUUUUUUUUCCUUAAUUGUCUACGUCUACAUCCAUUAUA
Messenger RNA from Rubroshorea leprosula, 1245 nucleotides. The record is from the annotation of a GenBank genome assembly. Lineage: Eukaryota; Viridiplantae; Streptophyta; Magnoliopsida; Malvales; Dipterocarpaceae.